AUGGGCAGCGAGGGGCAGCGGGGCCCGGCGGCGGCCCGGGGCCCUGGGCAGGGCGACCCGCGGGCCCUGCGGAGGGACUGCCAGCACCGGAUCUUCGUCAACCGGAGCCUGGCGCUGGAGAAGAUCAAGUGCUUUGGCUUUGACAUGGACUACACCUUGGCCAUGUAUAAGUCCCCUGACUACGAGGAGCUGGCCUUUGCCCUGUUGCUGGAGCACCUUGUUGCCAUUGGGUACCCUCCUGAGAUCCUUGCCUACAAAUAUGACCCCACCUUCCCCACCCGGGGGCUGGUGUUUGAUGCCCUGUACGGGAACCUGCUGAAGGUGGAUUCCCAUGGGAACCUGCUGGUCUGUGCCCAUGGCUUUCGCUUCCUCAAGGGAGCCGAAAUCCUCCACUAUUAUCCCAACAAGUUCAUCCAGCGGGAUGACAUGAAGCGCUUCCACAUCCUCAACACCCUCUUCAACCUCACAGAGGCCCACCUCUAUGCCUGUCUUGUGGACUUUUUCACCAACUGCUCCAGAUAUGUCAACUGUGACACUGGUUACAAGCAUGGGAACCUCUUCAUGUCCUUCCGCAGCAUGUUCCAGGAUGUGCGCGAGGCCAUGGACCAUGUCCACCUCUCUGGCUGUCUCAAGGAAAAGACACUAGAGAACCUGGAGAAAUAUGUGGUGAAGGAUCCCCGUGUGCCACUGCUGCUGAGCCGCAUGAAGGAGGUGGGGAAGGUCUUCCUGGCCACUAAUAGUGACUACAGCUACACUGACGCCAUCAUGUCCUACCUGUUUGACUUCAGCAAAGAGGACAAGGCUGACGUCCCACAGCGGCCCUGGAGGUCCUAUUUCGACCUGAUUGUGGUGGACACCCGCAAGCCCCUCUUCUUUGCUGAGGGCACUGUCCUGCGCCAAGUCGACACGGACACGGGGAAGCUGCGCAUUGGGACAUACACUGGCCCUCUCCAGCACUGUGCUGUCUACUCCGGUGGCUCCUCAGAUGUGGUGUGUGACCUCCUGGGUGUGAAGGGCAAAGACAUCCUCUACAUGGGGGACCACAUCUUUGGGGACAUCCUCAAAUCCAAGAAGCGGCAGGGCUGGCGCACCUUUCUGGUGGUUCCUGAGCUGGCCCGUGAGCUGCAGGUCUGGACGGAGAAGAGCGAGCUGUUUGAGGAGCUGCGGAGCCUGGAUGUCUUCCUGGCCGAUCUAUACCAGCACUUGGACAGUGGCAGUAAUGAGCGCCCAGACAUCAGCUCCAUCAAGCGUCAGAUCCAGAAAGUCACACAUGAGAUGGACAUGUGCUAUGGGAAGAUGGGCAGCCUCUUCCGCUGUGGCUCACGUCAGACACUCUUUGCCAACCAGCUGAUGCGCUAUGCAGACCUCUACGCUGCCUCCUUCAUCAACUUCCUCUAUUAUCCCUUCAGCUACCUCUUCCGGGCACCCCCUGUCCUGAUGGCCCAUGAGUCAACGGUGGAGCACUCUCGCCUGGACUCAGGGGAUGCAGUCACUGCGCUUCCUCCAUGGCUGGCCCAGCAUGGAGAUCCUGGCCAGCAGGUCCCCCAGGACUCAAGUGGGGAGGAGGAAAAUGAUGGAGAAGCCUGAGUAUAUCCCAACUGCUGCCAUGCCAGGUGCCAGACCCACAGGAGGGCAUUCUGUGGCCCUGGACUACUUGCACUGCCACAUUGAAGCCACUCAUGGCCAGCUACCAUCUCUGGUGGCCACAGGAUGGCUGGUGACUGACCAUAGCCCCUGACUCAUGGUCCCUGUCACACCUGUCCCUGGGUUGUUGGGACCUUCUCCUGACUGUGCCGAGACAGGAGAGGGCCCCCCCAACCCUGCUAACUCCUGCCCCUUUAACCUCUCCUCACCUCUCCCACCAGCUCAAUGCCAGCCUGGGACCAUCCAACACCAGGGUGGAAAAGGCACUGCCACUGCUGCAGUAUCACUGGAAGCCCCACUGCAGCAGUUGGGGUCCCAGCAGCUCCUGCCCCUUUAGCCUCUGGGCCUGGCCAUGAGCACUGCAGUGCUGGGUGGAGGGGAUGGGGCUCUGGAGGUGACAGCUGCUCCAAUGGAACCCCUUUCACCCGCUGCUCCCCUCUUCUUUUUUUCUCCCCUUUUCUAUUUAUAAAAUAUACUCAAAACUCCUGGCACCGCAGAGACAUAAAAUUGGCUGCUUUAAAGGAAAACUGCUUUGUCCCUGCACCUGAGAGGUGGAGGCAAAGGGCAUUCUCCGAGUCCUUGUCCAGCAGCUGGGACAAGCGCAAGCCCCUGGGGAGAAGGUGGCAGCUACGAGCUAGCUAUCCUCACCUCUGCAGAGGAGGCCAGGCCAACAGCGCUCCACAGAGUGGAGGCAGCCCCAUGCCAGAACUCCAGCACACUGCUCUGAGACUUGUGCCAGCAUCUGUGACUCAAUAGAGAUGCUGAGCCAAGGCUGGGGUUGGGGCAUUGUGAGGGAGAAGGGAGGUAAAAGAGUGUGAUGGGGCCAGGACCACUGUUUGCUGGGGCUGGGUGGAUGACAGUAGGGUACCGCCACCUUCUGCAGCUGCUGUAUGGUCACUGUUCACAGCAGAGAGCACCUGCCACUCCCUUUACCAGCCUCUUGCCUGGUACCUUGUGCUGCUGCCUGCUCCAAGUGCAGGGAAAGCAGCAGAGGAGGCCUGAGUGCACUUAUAGGGUUUAUCUGUCUCCAGACCCCAGCCGUGUCCUGGAGUUGGGGGCCUGGCCUGCUGCACCCCAAAGGUCCUCUGCAACUCCUGGUGUUGCUGUCAGUCUCAGGCCCUGCACAAAAGCUGCUGGGGCACUGCAGGUCCCCCAGCCCCUCAGGCAGAGCCACUGCUACUACCUGUGUCUCCAGACACCCGGUCUGCAUAUAUGCAUCUCAGUAGCGGACAUACAGAUGCUGUCCAGGUAGGGCAGGAGGCAGUUCCAGACCAAAUCUCUCAGCACAUUGCUUCCGAACACUGGGAGGUGCCUGGAACAUUGCAGUCCAACUGACACCAUUCUACAGCAGGAAAACCAGAGUGUAUGUCAUGUGGUGGAGGAGUUGAGGGCAGUCCUGGGGAACACGAUCCCAGGGAGCCACAGCUGGCAUCUCCACACCACUCACUAGCCCACACACAUCUCUACCACAAGUUUUAAUAUAUUUAAACCAGCAUUUAGAUAUUUGAUACAGGCUUAUUCUGUGCCAUCCCCUCCCCU
This is a messenger RNA of Hirundo rustica (Barn swallow), 3183 nucleotides long. RefSeq names its product cytosolic purine 5'-nucleotidase-like. The record is from RefSeq and is a predicted model, not a curated record. The coding region runs from base 1 to 1587 and encodes 528 amino acids. The transcript is spliced from 18 exons. NCBI's taxonomy places the organism in Eukaryota, Metazoa, Chordata, Aves, Passeriformes, Hirundinidae. Gene Ontology annotation, molecular function: 5'-nucleotidase activity.